AUGAAUUGUUGGAGAGACUUGUACAUCAAUGAAAUACAAGGUGAAUUGGAAUUCAAGAUAACAAAUCUCCAACAAGACAAUGACUAUUUAACUCUAGGUCAAAAAGUAAUGGAAAUGGAACCAGAUGUUGGAGAAUUAUAUGAAAAUUUUGAAUUAUCAAAAGAAUGGUCGAGAAUUUGUAGUAUGUCAUUUUCAAAAGGACAAUUUGUAAAUUGGUUUUGGGCAGUUAGAAAACAGUGGAAAUAUGUACACCAAGAAUUACUUUUAGAUUGGAACCAAGAAAGCAAGUCACAAUCUCAACCAGAAGAAUUUAAUAGUAUUAGUACUCUUUUUAACAGUCAUAAAACUUGA
Molecule: messenger RNA, 351 nt
Organism: Cavenderia fasciculata
Lineage: Eukaryota; Evosea; Eumycetozoa; Acytosteliales; Cavenderiaceae
Exons: 1
Coding region: 1-351 (116 amino acids)
Source: RefSeq, a predicted model, not a curated record